Messenger RNA from Hyaena hyaena (striped hyena), 1150 nucleotides. It is a transcript of the gene CUNH2orf80, whose product is annotated as chromosome unknown C2orf80 homolog. Bases 113 to 697 code for a protein of 194 amino acids. The transcript is spliced from 9 exons. NCBI's taxonomy places the organism in Eukaryota, Metazoa, Chordata, Mammalia, Carnivora, Hyaenidae. The record is from RefSeq and is a predicted model, not a curated record.
GCACCAGAAUCGGUCUCUGGUUGCUUGUAGCCUCAAAGAAGCUGACUCUUCCCCAAGGAUGUCAGGUGCACAGUAAGCUACAGAUAUCUGCUCAGCUGGACAAGCCUUAAUCAUGGAAAGAAAGCUCCUAAAGAAGGAAAUGAAAAAGCUCCUGGGAGAUUAUGUUGGCAUCAGACUUCGGGAAAAUGAAUUUGACCCAAAAGGAAGAAGGCAACUCACCUUUCUAGAUGAUAUGGCACACUAUGACUUGGCCAUCAAUGUUGCUUUGCAAUGGCUCGAUCACUCAGAAGACUUCACUUGGCUGGAGUGGGAGAAAGUGAAAAUGCCAUUUCAUGGCAGAUCCACAUAUCCAAACCGGAAGGAAAGAGAAGCAAUGAUUUUAUCAUCUUACGCUGGCAUUUUAAUGAACAGCAUCCCAGUUGAGGAAGUCUUUAAAAUGUAUGGAGCUGAUUCUUCUACCAACUCUGGGGCCACCAAGGUUCCCCGAGUCCCAGCUUUCCGCCUCUCCUUGCACCCCUUUGCCAUGUUAACAGCGCCCAAAGCAGCAGAAUACGCCCGCAAACAGGGUGUCAAGUUUAAAAGGGGAGCCACAAACAAAAAUGCCACCAGCAGCUCUGCAAAGGAAGUAACAGUCACAGCAUGGAAAUCACCAAAAAAGGCAUCUUUGGACAUCCUGUCAAAGAACAAAGUCACUUAGAAACAUGGAAUUGCACUAUGGGAGUUUAUAAAAAAGUCUCCAGGAGAGGAAAAGAAACAUCACCUUAACAUUGCAACUCUUGCCAGAACAUUUUUCUUUACGGUCAGCUUUUGGUGCAAAGUGUGUUGAAGUGUUCCUUUGGGUGUUGGGCUUUCUUCUCUUAGAACCCUAUUGUGUGGCUGUAGUAUGGUUUAAAAAAAAAAAAGUGUAUAUCUUACGCUACUUCAUUGUCACUGGAAGACUACUGGUCAGAGAAUUUUGAGAAUAUGUAACAUUUCUAUGCCAGAGCAGACUGCUUUGCGGCAAUUGCACUAGUGCUUAACACUGAGUAUUGCAGAGUGUGGGGUAGGAGGCAGUGCCCAAAGUUUCGAUCCAAAACCAAAUUAAUCUGUCAUUCACUGCCCUUACUAUGUUCUCCGAUGGAGACAUUUAAAAUCAUUUCAAUAAAGCAUU